Molecule: messenger RNA, 3766 nt
Organism: Pangasianodon hypophthalmus (striped catfish)
Lineage: Eukaryota; Metazoa; Chordata; Actinopteri; Siluriformes; Pangasiidae
Gene: rubcn
Product: rubicon autophagy regulator
Exons: 21
Coding region: 197-2896 (899 amino acids)
Biological process (GO): negative regulation of endocytosis; negative regulation of autophagosome maturation
Cellular component (GO): early endosome; late endosome
Molecular function (GO): phosphatidylinositol phosphate binding
Source: RefSeq, a predicted model, not a curated record
GGCUUGUCCGAAUACGCCUGGGCAAAAUAGCGCCAAUACGCGUGUGUAAACACUGCGCAUGCGCAAUGCAGUAAGGCGUGUGUAAGGAGGAAUUUCGCUCGGGAACUCUGACAGUUGUGUAAAAUUGAGCUCGGACUUUAUAUUUUCUGUCUAAUAAAAUAUGGCCGGAUAAUAAUAAACUACAGGAGAGUUGAAGAUGGAGAUCUGCUCAGAGGCGGACAGUGUGGAGAAAAGACGUGAACACUGGAAGCUCCUGUCCAACCUGAAGACAACCGUCGAAGGACUUCUGUCUACAAAUAACCCAAAUGUCUGGUCUCGCUAUGGAGGAUUGCAGCGACUUCACAAAGACAUGACCAACAUCCUGAGUCAUGGCCUCAAACACGAACAGGUGUACUAUAAGCAGAAGGAUUACUGGCGCUUUGUGUGGUGUCUGCGGUCCAUCAGUCCCAGUCUUGCUCCUCAUGUAGAACAGUUCAGUCAGAUGGAGCCGGUGUUAAGCAGCAGUGUUCAGUGUGAGAGUGAUAAGGCUGAGCGUUGGCUCCUCCACAGCCUGCAGAGUCACACACUCUCCAUACAACUAAAACCCCUGAUCACACACCACAACACCACCCGCAAGUACUAUACAGACGAGGCGUUUCUUCUGAGUGAGCUGCAUGUGGCAGCCAUGUUUCAGUGUUUGGAGGCGGUGGAGCAGAACGACGCACGGCUGCUUGCCCUCAUCAACACCACCCGCCUGUCCUAUUUGAAGGAGUGUGUUCCUGUGGAUCUGCUCACCUCUCCGCAGUGUGUGCUGCCUGGAGUUUCCAUACGCACACACGCGCCGUCCUGCUCAUUCAGAGACAACACACACACUUCAUACACCGAGAGGAGUACAGAUGCAGCAGUGUGUGUAAGCGCCUCGGGGGCCCCGUGGGCGUGUUUGAGCACUGACCAAAGCAUCUUGGAACCACUGAUAACCCAGAAUUCUCAGACCGACUCCACCCAUCCUGUUAACCCUGCCCCCUCUGAGGGUGGAGACUGUGAUGGUGAUGAUGGGCCAGAGUAUCUCGCCAUCGGGAACCUGGGGAGGCGGAGCCGCAGAGGUUCUGGCAGCUCGGCACAAAGCACCGAGCACUCUCAGAUCAGGGCCCACAUACCUGAAGCUCCGCCCCCUUCCCAAAGACGCAGCUCCUUCUCUGAUAUGGAAAGGGGAAAGAGACGAAGCUUCAGGGGUCACGCAAGGUCCCUGUCUGAUACAGGGGUCAUGCAGAAACACAAACAAGGAGGGAACCAGAGGAAAAUCACCAUUAUAAUAGAGGAUCCCGCUGAAGAGUCAGCUGUAGAUGAGCAGUGUGUGAGUAGUUUCGGGCCUUUCUCCCCUCACAGCAGUGACAGCAGUCACAGUUCUCUCUACAUGGAGGCCGGAGGACUUCAGUAUGGUAGCGGGUCUGAUGGAUUGUUCCGGAAGCCGUCAGAAGGUCAGAGUCUGAUCAGCUACUUGUCAGAGCAGGACUUUGGCAGCUGUGCAGAUCUGGAGAAGGAGAAUGCACACUUCAGCAUCUCCGAAUCUCUGAUUGCCGCCAUCGAGCUAAUGAAAUGUAAGAUGAGGGCGGAGGAGGCAGAUGAGGAUGGAGACAGCGACAGUGAGAUCCAGCAGCUCAAACAGAAGAUCCGUCUGCGCAGACAGCAGAUCCGCCGCAACCGCCUGCAAACUCCCAGCUCUACCCACCAAACUCUUCCCUCCACAGACAGUGGUGGAUCACUGCGGAGCUCCAGGGAUUCCCUGCUCCACUCUGACUCUGGAUCAGCUGAUGAUGUGGAGGACCCUGUGCUGAGAGAUGCAGAUGUUAAACAGAAUGUAAAUCUGAGCAGCAGGUCCUUCAUCAGCUCUGAUUCUGUGUCUCAGUGGUUGUUGCAGUCGAAUAGUGCUGAAUCAGUUGCAAUGGGGCUGCUGCGUCAGUUUGAGGGUUUGCAGCUUCCCGCUGCCUCUGAACUUGAGUGGCUUGUCCCUGAACAUGAUGCUCCUCAGAAGCUGCUGCCGAUGCCUGACUCGGUGCCGAUCUCUCCGGAUGAUGGUGAACACGCUGACGUGUAUAAACUGCGAAUCCGUGUGAGGGGGAAUCUCGAGUGGGCACCCCCGAGACCUCAGAUCAUCUUCAACAUCCAUCAUGCCCCCAAGAGGAAGGUGUUGGUGAUGAAGCAGAAUUACAGGUGUGCAGGAUGUGGAACUCGUAUUGACCCAGAUUACAUUAAGAGGCUGCGUUACUGCGAGUACCUAGGCCGGUAUUUCUGUCAGUGUUGCCAUGAAAACGCGGUUGCCGUGGUGCCAGGGCGCGUCCUGUGUAAAUGGGAUUUCAGUAAAUAUUACGUCAGUAACUUUGCCCGAGACCUGUUGCGAAAAAUUGCCCAGGAUCCUUUGUUCAACCUCAACGACAUCAACAGCGGCUUGUACAAGAAGGUGAAGAACCUGGAGGCCGUGCGGGUCUUGAGGCUGCAGCUGUUCCACAUGAAGAACCUCUUUAAGACCUGCCGUCUAGCCAAAGAAGUCCUGCAGCACUUUGACUCAGUUCCUGCACACUUGACUGAGGAUCUCCACCUGUUUUCUCUGAAUGACCUGACAGCCGUGCGUGCCGGUGACCUCGCACCCAAGCUGCGUGACCUUGUGCGGGUGGGGUCAGAGCAUGUCGCUUCCUGUGUGCUGUGUCAGGCAAAGGGAUUCGUUUGUGAGUUCUGUGGGAAUGAUAAGGACAUCAUCUUCCCCUUUGAGCUGAACAAGUGUCGCCGCUGUGAGGAAUGCAGUGCGUGUUAUCACCGCUCGUGCUUUAAGAACAAGAGUGUGUGUCCGCGGUGUCGCCGCCUGGCUGAGAGACGAGAGAGGAUGAACAGCACAAACACAGAGGAGGAGGAGGGGCAAUAACACACACAGACACACACACUCACUCACACUCACUCACACACUCACAUACCACUGCUUUAGAUUAAAUGUGUAAUGUGUGAUAUUGUGUUACUGCAGAUAUGCUGACUCUGACCAUUUUGUUAAAAAUCUUUAUUUUUUUAUUUUCAGAGAUUUUUAUGUCACAUCAAAAAUCAGUGUGUUUAAAUUAUUUCUCAUUUAUUUUUGUGUGUGUACCUCAUCAGCACUUUGUGUUUUACAUUGAACAGGUUUGUGUGAUUGUUUUGUGUGUGUUUGUAUGUGUUUAAUCAGGUAAUACAGCGGGUCUCACUACAUAUAUGUAUUUUAUAAAUAUAGAAAAUUAAUGUAAUCAAAUUGUUUAACCAGUAUUGAAACCUAAUAACAAUGUUAGCAUAAUGCUAACUAUGAGUGAAAUCACUGUUGGGUUAGUUACUCUCUCUCACACACACACACAGACAAUUUUCUAUAGAUUCUAAUCUUCAGUCUGUGACUGAGUGUGUAAAUAAACUCAUAUGGUAAUGAUACCACUGUGUGUGUGUGUGUGUGUGUGUGUGUGUGUGUGUGUGUGUGUGUGUGUGUGUGUGUGUGUGUGUGUGUGUGUGCCUGCGUGCACAGCAGCUCUGCAUUAACCUGAUGCUAACAUGACCAAUGCUCUUUCUGUCACACAAAUUUUUGUUCUUUUAUAUUUUCAGCCUUUGUGUGUAAAUGGAGUAAAUCAGUUUCACGCUCCAUCUCACUCCUGAUUCUCAUCACUUCAUCCUAAAAGGCUUUUAUUUGAAUAAACCUGAGAUUAAAAUGCACUACUGAGAAAAUGUGUAUGAAAGUUAAAUAAUGUGAUAUAAAUUUACUAUUAAAGACGUUCAGACUGUUUUA